AUGCCGAAUGAUGGCUUCGGUGAUGUGGGAAAUGAUUUGGCAGACAGUGACGAUGAUUCUUUGCUUGAUGUUAUUGGUAUGGUUGGUGGAAAGAGUAAUCCAGUAGCAGAAAACAACAUGGAAAGUCCAAGUGCUUCGACCGCAACUCGGGUGACCACUCCAAGUAGUACAUCAACUUCCGUUGACCAAAGAACUCCAAGGCCAUCGCCAACACUGGCAACACCCACCCCACCAGGUAAGAGAGCCCCCCCUCCUGUUAUUUUAAAACAAAAGAGCCCAAAUGCUUCAAAGAAAAAGCAAACACCUGGUGAUCCGGUCAUCAUUUCUGCAAGAAAACGUAUCAAAGAGGAGACCAUGGAAUCCUUUCUUCGUACAUCACAGAGUCAGCUGGAUGAGGAAGGGAGUAAAAAGCAAAAGCGACAUGAAGAGAAUGUUGGGCUGAAGAAGGAGGAGAUCUCACAACGGGAGAAGCACUUCCGUAUGCGAUUUGAAGAGGAACAAAAGGUAUUCAAACGUCAGGCCAUUGCAGAAGAGGCAAGCUUCAGGAAGGCUUGUCUCGCCAAGCUCCAUGGCCUCUUAGCUGAGAACAAAAGCGACAGAUACAUCCACUUCAUGCAUCCACAUCUUGUGGAUAUUCUAAAGCAGUUCCGGGAGUUGGAAGAACAUUGUAAAUUGCGUUCAUGUCUCGUUCGAAGAUAA
This is a messenger RNA of Cylindrotheca closterium, 699 nucleotides long. Lineage: Eukaryota; Bacillariophyta; Bacillariophyceae; Bacillariales; Bacillariaceae. The record is from the annotation of a GenBank genome assembly.